AUAUUGUAUUUUUGCUUCAUAAUUUCUUGCUCUGGAUUGUAAGCAUAGUGAAUAUGGGAAAAAAAGAAGGGUGAAAUUCUUUUACUUGAAUCCACUGUCUACUGAUGUGUCUCCUGGUGUCUUUUCUGAAGAUUUGCUUUUCUAUUCAGAAGCCAGCAAGUUCUCCCUGAUGCAUCCUCUUCUUCUUUCAGAUGCUGCGUGGAACAAUUGGGUAGAAAAUAACACUGAGUCCCACGUAGAAAACAUCACCUUGUAUCAGAAUCAAGAGGACAUUUCAACAGUGACCUUCAAAGGGGAUGUGUUGAGUCAGACCUCCGGGAAGAGCCACGCUGCUUCGGAUGCUCCAGAAAACCUCACUCUGUUCACUGAAACAGCAGAUGCGAGAGGAAGGAACGGCUCUUCAAGUAGAACAAACUUCACUAUUUCGCCUAUUGGGUACUCGCUGGAGAUAGCAACAGCUCUGACUUCCCAGAGCGGCGCCUUAGCUUCGGAAAGUCUUCACCUGCCAUCUAGCAGUUCAGAGUUCGAUGAAAGAGUUGCCCCUUUGCAAGCAAAGAGUGGAACAACCUCAGAGAUGGGAACAGAGAGGGCAAUGGGGCCAUCAGAAGAAGUGACUGUGCACAGCCAAGAGGCCACGACUUCAGCUUCGAGCCCGUCCUCUCUUCCUGCUUUGGAGAUGGGAGAACUGACCAUGCCUCCUCAGAAGAGAAAUUCCUCAGGACCAGAUCUCUCCUGGCUGCAUUUCUCCAGGACACUGGCUUCGUCUCCUCUCUCAGACCAUCUCUCAUGUGAGUGCCAGAUCCCCAGCUUAACACUUGGAAGUCACUCAAAGUAGACAUAAAUCAAUGUGCAUAGCCAGCUAGUUACAUACCCAUAAUAGAGGGUAAGGGGAAAAGACAUCAAGCCAAAAUGCCAUUCCUCUA
Messenger RNA from Cebus imitator (Panamanian white-faced capuchin), 923 nucleotides. Its product is annotated as protein HEG homolog 1-like. The coding region runs from base 170 to 835 and encodes 221 amino acids. NCBI's taxonomy places the organism in Eukaryota, Metazoa, Chordata, Mammalia, Primates, Cebidae. The transcript is spliced from 2 exons. The record is from RefSeq and is a predicted model, not a curated record.